CCUCGCCCAUGGAUGAAUCGACACGACACGUCAACGUAUGCAUACAAUGCAACACCGACCAGCAGCCAGGCACCCUCUUCAGACAGAUAGCCGUAAUGUACACGACAGACAAUCAGACCCACACAUGAGUCAGUCAGUCAGUCAGUGAGUCACAGCCAGAUUCAUUCAGCACGCAUGGAUGCCCUCCCUCCGGCACUAUCAUCUGUGAUUCAGCGGAUGGGGUCAGGUCAGGUCACUUUCCGCUUCUUGCUCCGCGUCACGUAUGUCGGCUCAGCGGCAACGGGCACAGCGGCAGCAGCAGCGACGGUCAUCUGCUGGUCGGUUGGGUUCUCGGGCGCCACAGCCUCGACCGCCGCGGUCACCCUCGGCCGCUUGUUGCCGUCGCCCGCCUGAAAGUUGCUCUUCAGCGACUUGGCGCCUCGCUGUCCUCCUUCAUGCAGCUCAGUGACCGCCGCCCUCUUCUUGCUGUUCUUCUUGUUGCUCUGUGUCCUGCGGACUUUCUUGGGUGCGCAGCCCUCCCGCUCCUGACUCGUCGGGAGGUCGUUGGCAGCCAGCAUCGAUCGCUUCUUGUCCCGCUUUUGCUGCUCCUGUGGCAGUCCGAGCCCUGGCGCCCGGCGCCUUGUGUGCGUGAGCAGCUGCUCCUUGUGCCGGCUGACGGCCCGCUGGGCGGCGUCGAGGAGGAAACCGAAGGGCAGAGUGGCGAUAUCAGGGGCACCCAUGGUGGUCGGUUUGAAGGCCUCACACACGGCCUUCGGCUGCAUGACAUGAUCAUACGUACAAGAGAGGCACAAAGAUGCAUUCAUGGAUCGGAUCGACGGAUGGGUUGGGGAUGUGUUUCUUCCGCCCACCAGGGAGUCGGUGUUGAUGCGCGCCAGGGCCCGUGCGAUCGUGAGAGGCGCCAGAUGCUUGACAGCCACGUCUCUCGUGCUCACGGUCGGUGGCUGCUCGGUCAACUCGUACAGAAGAGGCCUGCAUGGAUUGCACACAAAGCAACCCCAUCCACAAUGGAUGGAUGGAUGGAUGGAUUUGUGCUGCAUGACUCAGUACAUGUUCUUGAGUGUGUUCUUGACGGCGUGUGAGAGCUGGUUGGCGAUCUUGGUACGAUGCCUGACGCCGUUGAGAGUGCUGAUCCCCCACUGGUCCACUUGGUCACUGUUCAUGGGGGCUGAGGCGAACAGCUGCACACAUGACACAGACACGCACACAAUGAAACAAAGCACUGAGCUCGGCAAAGAGCCAGACGUACCACGCAGAUGUACUUACGUGUUUGAAUCUUAAGAAACUUUCGCUGCCGAUCUCGCCGCCGCAGAUGUCCAGCCGCGACUCAACACGGAGGCCGUCGGCCUUGGCUGCCCCCACGGCGGCCUCGCACACCACCCGUACCAGAUCGUGGUGACACCCAGCAUCGCCCUCGGUAUGCGCGGAAUACGCCUGCACGCAUUCAAAGACAGUGCGGUGUGGGCCGUGUGUGUGUGUGUGUGUGUGUGAGUGAUUGUGUGCGUACCUGGACGAGCGAAUUCAGUUUGUCCUGUUGCGCCUGUGCGCCGGUUUCCUUGGUUGACAGGUACAAGGCCAUGAAGGCCGCCUCCAACUUGGCAACACCAACCCUGAUCGAUACACACACACAUGGACAUAAAUGGACGCCACACACACACACAGCGAGAGAGAAGAACAAAUACAAGCCCGUCCACUCACCCACCCUCCCACCCCUGUCCGUGUAUCUGCCUGCCUGCCUGCCGCUCCUUACUUGAGUGUCUCAUACAGCUUCUGUAGGGUAGCCUCCACAGCCGCCCUCAUGCCCCCAAAUGCAUCCUCACGACCAUCUUCCUGGUGCUCGCCGCCCCCUCUUAUGACGACCAUUACGCCCCUCGCCUGCCAAUCGCACCUGUUCACCGUGAAACCCUCGCCAUUCGCCGCCUUGGCCAGCUCCUGGGACAGCUCCGGGGGGCUCCUGCCCGUGGCGGUGACGGCGUCCGUCGCACGCACACUCCACACACCAUUGGCGUGCUGCGUGGCGCUGGCCAUGAAGGACCGCAUGAAGUCGGAUUUCUCGCACACGUCGUCCUUGGUGGCCCGGGAGAAGCGCAGCUUGUAUGUGAGGGGCACGUUGGGGUAGAUGCGACUGGUGCUGGUGGUGGGUGGGCCGUCCUGCUGCUGCUGCUGAUGCUGAUGCUGUAUCGUGUGGUCGAGCAUGCGGAAGAAGGUCGUGACGUCAUCGGGUGUCUGGGCCUUGAGGGCCGCCAUGGCGUCAGUCGACGGCAUACUGACGGCCACCACACGGCCACCACCACCUUGGCCACUUUCAGGCUGCUGGUCCGGUCGGCUGACGUGUAUGAAUUUGUGGAUGCUGGUGUUGGUGCGUGCAUUGGCACGUGGCUGGAUGAGGUGGUCCAUGAGUGCGCAGGCAAGGCGGGUGGCCGCCCAGGGAUCCACCAACGGCACGCUGGCGUCGCGGUGCAUCAUGAGAAGGUCCUCGGGACGCACGAAGACAUGAGAAUGGCCGCGGGGGCCAUCAGCACCUGACACACAGACACACAGACAGACAGGCAGGCAGGCAGGCAGAGAGAGGGAGAGAGGUACGGUGCAGACGUGUCGGUGGGUCGUGUUAUGCCCCUCGCGGUCAUGCGUGUGUACGCACCGUUGUCGUGCGGCUGUCCGCCUGUGUAUUUGGUGUCCUUGACGUAGUUCUCAAUCGACUGGGGGAUGGUCAGGUGGAUGGCCCCAUCCACGCGCAGCGCGUGGCUUGCGUGGACGAGGUCAACGCCACUCGUCGCAACCAACACGCAAACCUUCCCUACACAUAGAUACAUAGACACAACACAACACAACACAUGUGGGCAUGUCUGUGUGCUGUAUGUGUGCUGUGUGUGUGCUGUGUGUGUGUGGAUUGAUGCCCAUCGCCCACUCGCUCCCUCACCUGUGAUGAAUCGGUCCAUCACGGCGGCCAGCUGUGCCCUCGUGCGGCCUGAGUGAUAGGUUUCCACCUCCCCAUACACACCUGCACACAACACAACAAACCACAACACAACACAACACAACACACAUGCAUGUGUCAUCCAGCCAUCCAUCCAUCCAUCCAUCCAUCCGCCUGUCUCUCUCUGAGUGUUCUUUGUGUGUGUCCUGACGUACGUGUUUUCAUCAGGGAAUCUGCAAGCAGCUCGGCGUCCGACUGUCGCCACGCAAAGACGACGAUGGUCUUCAUGGCCGCCCAGGGAUGUUUCCUGAGCAGCGCCUUGACCUCCAUGACCCGGUGGAAGUCCCAGCGGUACUCGCUGUAGGUCAGGCCAAAGACACCAUCGUCAUUGGAGCCAGCUGGACAGACAGACAGCACAGGGAGGAAUGCAGUUGAGGGCUUAUUGUUCAGAUGUCUGUCUGUCUGUCUGUCUUGGGCCUGAUGUGUCUGUCCGUUGUGGUUGUGUACAGCGCCUGUGUACCUGAGUCCUGGCGAUGUUCUUGGCCAUUGGCGGGGCCGUCGCGCGCAGGCAAAGACUCGUGCACCUGCAGACAGACACAGAGUGACGAUGCCCAAAGAUGGAGGGAGGCACAUCAUAUCAAAAGUUUGUGAGUCAGAGAUUAAUCCUCACUCACUCACUCACUCACUCACUCGAGGCUCGUUGACGUCUCGGUUGGCAAGACCGCUCCUAUCCCUUUUCCCCAUGGUCUUCCUGUUCUCCUCUCGUUUUGCAGGACUGGCACUGACCUUGGCACCCUGCUGCCGCUGCUGGCUGACGGGGGAGGGCAGCGUCAGCGGCAAAAACGGGUUGUGGAGAGGCGGGGACGGAAGCGCCGCGCCGCGGAGGUCCGGCCCCUGCUGCCUGCCGCUCUGCAGCUCCUGUGACCGUGACGCGACGGGCAGGGGCGACAGCGGGUGCGAUGCCCUCUGCUGGUGCUGCUGCUGCUGCUGGUGGUGGUGGUGGCGGUGGUUGGUUGUGGGUGAGCGAUGGUGACCGGAGUGCGGCAAACCGUUGGUGCCAUACUGCAGGUGGCGCAUCUCCUGUCGGUGCUGACGCAAAUCAGCACGUGAGUGAACGUUGCGUGAUGGGUAGGGAGGGUGAAGAGCGAUGGACGGUUGGCUCAGCUCCAGGCGUGGCAAGGGUCCUGAAGGCCGUGGUGGCUCCGGCGACGGCGGCGAGCCCGACAUAACUGACUGCCGAUGAACGAAGAACACUGACCAGCUUAGACCUGCACACACAGACACACAGCCAUCCGUCACAGAGGUCAGAUUAUCGCUGCAUGCGAACACGCGCUGCCUGGCAGUGCCCGUGCGGUGCUCAUAUGGCACGUUGUCCCACCCGCGGCUUCCUGCCUUGUCUCAGCUCCGCUUACUUGAACUAUUGUGACAAGCCGCGUUCUCUAUGACGUCAGACAGCGGCGUUCGUCUCUGCAAAAGGCGUGGAGAGCCAUUUUUCCGCCAUCACAGAGCUUUUCAUGUCCAUAGGGUCGGAUAGGUUUCACGAAUAAGCUCGCAUACACCCUUAACCGACCGACCGACCGACAU
Molecule: messenger RNA, 4498 nt
Organism: Vitrella brassicaformis
Lineage: Eukaryota; Vitrellaceae
Source: the annotation of a GenBank genome assembly